UGAUUAAAAUGUAUAAUUAAUUAAAUAUUCAAAUCGGGGUAGUAAAAUUUAUUACAUUUCGUAAUAGGUUAAUUAAUCAUAUUUUUUCUGAGUUUUGAACCAAAUAAUAUGUACUUUUAUAUUUUUCAUCUAGAGUGCAUUGUGCGGUCUACUACUACUACAACAAUGAAACUUAUAACAAAGAACAUUCUUUAUUUUUGUUUGAAUUGUACAAGCAAAAAUUAUUCGUUUACUGUUGGUGAGUUUUUGUCUCAAGCCCCAGUAUGUUUUGUUGUCGCAUGGUCUGUUUAAUGUCAUAAAAAACUACGAUAUGCUGUAUCACACCUAUGUCAUUAAUCAUUGUCAUUUUGGUUUCACCCACUUUUAUCUUUGACGUUUGCUAUGUUCAAAAAACUUUAGGAAAAGGGAAAGUUCAGUAUUUAAAGAAUAAUAUGUAUAUGAGUAAGAGUAUUUGAGUAAAUAAGAGUAUUUGACUUGCUAAAAAUAGGUAAAAUAAGAAACUGUUUAAAAUAUAUUUAAACAAGUCAUAAAAACCUAGUUUCAAGAUGAUGAACCAAUAUUUGAAAGAACUUGAAGCGGACCCAUUUGAUCCAGAUGAAUUUGUGGAGAGAAUGGUUAGACGUAGUAUGCAAGAGUGCCGUCUUAAAGAUGAUCAAUUUGAUCCAUUAAUGAUUCAUGAUAUUUUCACACAAGCUAUACAAGACCUGAAGGUCCUCCAAGAAAGGCAAGAAAGGAAAUGUGCAAGAUUAGAGCAGGGUGUACAAGAGGAAGAAAAAACCUAUUUGGCCAAACUAGCUGAGAUCAUGGAUCAACAUACACAUUGUGUCUCGGUAUUCAGUGCCCUUGAUGAACGAAUGUCCAGGUGUGGAGGUAGAGCUUUAGAUGUUGGUGAGAAGUUGGGUGCUGCCAGGGCACCAAGGGCUCGGGCAGCUGCAGCGAGAGACUUGUUGUCACAUUUGGCCAACUUUCUUAGCCCAGGACCAGUACUCAGUGAUCUGUUUAGUGAUUCUAACAGGUUAAAUGAAGCUGCAGAUGUCAUUCAAAAGUUAUAUACAAUAGCCCAAGAACUGCCACCGGAUAAAUUUGAAGUUGCCAGAAAGAAAAUUGAAGCAAAAUACGAUGAGAUUGAACGGAAUCUGAUCGAGGACUUUGUCAAAGCUCAACACCAGGGUAACAUGACCAAAAUGAAGGAAAUAGCCAACAUCAUGACCAACUUCAAGGGCUAUUCUCAGUGUGUGGAUGCUUAUAUAGAGACCAGCCAAAUGAACACCCUGACGGGUAAAGAUAUAUUUUCUUCAGUGUUGCCCCUUUGCAAAAAGAAUAACUCUAUAAUAAACAACGUUUUCCCGAAUCCCGAGCAAGUGAUGAGCAAGUUCGUAUUGAACAUCUUCCAUCUGAAGCUGCAGAAGUACAUUCAGACGAAACUUGCCGAUAAGAACGACCUCGAAAAGUACCUACGAAACCUGUACGACGUCUACACCAGCACGCAGCGAGUGUGCGACGAGCUGGUGGCGGCGAGGCUGGUGUCGGCCGAGGGCGACGAGGCGACGGGUGAGCUGCGGCGGGAGGCUCUGGUGAACGGGGCCAUGGCCGCCGGCGCAGACGGCUACGGCGCUCUCGAGCUCCGGCGGCUCAAGGCCGCGCUGGCCGCCGCGCUCCACGACUACUACGCCGACAAGCGACACGUCAAGAGGCAGCCGCAAGGCGGAGGUUUCCAGGAGCUGCGUCGGGACCUGCAGGCGGCGCUCGGAGGGCGCGCCCCCAUCACCAUCGCCCACAUCGAGGACUACGGGGGCGAGACCUUUCUUUGCCGCAAGCUGGCCGAGAACGUGCUCGCCUCCGCCCGGACCUCCUUCCUCAGGUGUCGGACUCUCUGUUCCGGCGCGGAGCUGGACAACUGCGCGCUGUCUCUCCUGGAAGUGCUGAUUCAGCAUCUGCUGGUGGAGCACGUGGACUACGCCUUGGACCUGGGAGUGCACUCCAUCCCCAUCGCAGAGGGAAAGACCCCACCCCAAAUAUAUUUUUUCGACAUCGUCCACGAGACAAACCAAAUAGUGAAGAUGUUCGGCGAGAGCUUCCAAGAGUGCGUGCUCCCUUGUGUGAGUUCGGCGGGCAAACGGACCGACUGCGUCCAGCGCAAGAAGGCCGUCGUCGAGCAGCUGGAGAUGAAGCUCGACGCGGGCCUCGAGAGGGCCAUCUCGGCCGCCGUGGGAUGGGUCAGGAUGCACCUGCAGACUGAGCAGAGGAAGAGCGACUUCAAGCCCGAGGGAGACGUGGACACGCUGGCCUCGCCGGCGUGCCUGGGCGUGGUGGCGUUCGUGGCGGGUCUCACGGAGCGCGUGUCGCGGACCCUGGACGGGGCCAACCGGGCCGCGGUGGCCGCCGAGCUGGCCGUGCGCCUCCACCGCGUCAUCUACGAUCACCUGCACAACUACCAAUUCAACUCCGCAGGUGCGAUGAUCGCGAUCUGCGACGUGAAGGAGUACAGGUCGGCCGUGUGCGGGCGCGGGGGCACCGGCGCGCCCGACCCCGCGCCCGCUCUCUUCGACGCCUUGCACGCGCUCUGCAACCUGCUGCUCGUCAAGCCCGAGAACCUGCACCAAGUGUGCGAGGGAGAGACUCUGGCGGAGCUGGAUCGUUCGGUGCUGCUCAACUUCAUUCAACUCCGUGCCGACUACAAGAGCCACAAGUUGGCGACGUUCCUCAAGGGACUAUCUUAGUUUAAUUUUUUUUUUGAACGCUCUUCCAUUGUUAUAUCCAGUCAUUAAACCAUUAAUA
Messenger RNA from Pieris brassicae (large cabbage white), 2778 nucleotides. RefSeq names its product exocyst complex component 5 (gene Sec10). Bases 546 to 2720 code for a protein of 724 amino acids. The record is from RefSeq and is a predicted model, not a curated record. NCBI's taxonomy places the organism in Eukaryota, Metazoa, Arthropoda, Insecta, Lepidoptera, Pieridae. The transcript has 14 exons. Gene Ontology annotation, cellular component: cytoplasm; exocyst. Gene Ontology annotation, biological process: exocytosis; Golgi to plasma membrane transport.